UUGUGGUCCUUAUAGUCAAAUUUUCAAAGAGUUCCAUUCAAGGUCUUCAAUUUGGAGUAUUUGCUCUUCUGGGUGUUUAUAAACUGGUUAAGUUUAUGGUUUAUGUCAGUGGAGGUGGCAGGAGGAAUUCUGAUUGAGCUUAUGUUUUAACUUUUGUUAUUGAGUUUUGAUUUUGAAGGGAAGAUCAGAUACAUAGGAUUCUUUUUGGGAUUUUGUUUUCUUAGUGCAGCAAAAUGGGUUGCAUUUCCUCUAAGGAUAGUAGAACAAACAGCCCAAAAGAGAGGCAAUCGCGUAAAGGGUCAUUGGAUAGGCGUGUUGCUCAUGUUAAUUCAUCGAGAAGAGAUGAUGGGAUGCGAUCAAAGUCUAAAUCAGAUAGCGGAGAAGUGAAGGUUAUGCUAAUUGAUAAGAAAACAAAUGGUUCAAAUGUUUUAUAUGAUGAUCAGAUAGAGAAAAAGCAAAUAGAGAAUCAGAUCGAGAGAAAGAAUGUAGAGAAUUGUGAAGUUGCUGUUAUAAGUCAUCCUCAGAUUGAAAUAAAUAAGACAGAGAAGCGUGACGUUUCAGUUUGUAGUCAUCCGGGUUGGGGAAGGGUGCCAAAGAGUUUGGAAGCAGAGCAGAUUGCUGUAGGAUGGCCAUCUUGGCUUGCCUCAGCAGCAGGAGAAGCCAUCAGGGGAUGGGUGCCCCGGCGUGCGAAUACAUUUGAGAAAUUAGAUAGAAUUGGCCAAGGAACUUACAGCAAUGUUUACAAGGCCCGUGAUGUCACUAAUGAUAAAAUUGUAGCUAUAAAAAAGGUUCGGUUUGAUAAUAGUGAUCCAGAUAGUGUCAAAUUCAUGGCCCGUGAAAUUCAUAUUUUGCGUAGGCUGGAUCAUCCCAAUAUAAUUAAAUUGGAAGGCUUGAUAACAUCUCAGACAUCUUCCAGUUUGUACCUGGUCUUCGAGUACAUAGAACAUGAUCUUACUGGACUUGCAUCGCUUCCUGGCAUUAAGUUCACAGAACCACAGAUCAAAUGCUACAUGCAGCAACUAUUAAGUGGACUUGAUCAUUGCCAUAGUCACGGCGUUCUGCAUCGUGAUAUUAAGGGUUCAAAUCUUCUUAUUGAUGACAAAGGAAUCUUGAAAAUUGCGGAUUUUGGUUUAGCAAGUUUCUUUGAUCCUAAAAGUAGUGCUCAGUUGACAAGCCGUGUGGUGACCCUUUGGUAUAGAGCUCCAGAACUUUUACUUGGAGCCACUCGCUAUGGAGUUGCUAUAGAUUUAUGGAGCACUGGUUGCAUUCUUGGCGAACUGUACGAUGGCAAACCUAUUUUGCCUGGAAGAACUGAGGUGGAGCAACUGCAUAAGAUUUUUAAGCUCUGUGGUUCACCCUCUGAGGAUUAUUGGAGAAAUUUGAAGUUACCUCAUUCAUCUGUAAUCAAGCCUCAACGACCAUACAGACGAUGUGUUGCAGAAACAUUUAAAGACUUACCCACUCCUGCACUUGGACUCAUGGAGACCUUGCUUUCCAUGGAUCCAGCCAACCGUGGAACUGCAGCUUUUGCUCUUAGGGACAAGUUCUUCAGAUCAAAACCAUUUGCUUGCGAUCCUUCAAGUUUGCCCAAAUAUCCUCCCAGCAAAGAAAUUGAUGCUAAAUUGCGGGAUGAAGCUAGAAGGCAAGGAGCAAUUGGACUCAAGGGGAAUGGACCACAUGAAUCUAGUGCUGCUCUAGCAUCAAAUGCGAAUCCCAGAAUAGCAACAUUGAUGCAGGAAAGACGACAUCCAAAUGCAAAUAGCAGAGGUGAAGUAUUCAACUCUCACAAGGGGCAAACUGUUUCUGGUUUUCUGGUUGAUCCUUCUAAACAAACUCAAGCUGCAAAAGAAGGGAGAAGAGAUUUCCCAGAGAAUCAACAUAAGAAAGUUUCGCACUCUGGCCCAUUGGUCCAGGGGACAGGCUGGACAAAGGCCGGAAAGGAUGGUAACAAUCCUAGUACUGUGUUGUCAACCAGAACCAAACGGCAGAAGCUAGAAGGAGGAAGAACAUUCGUUUCAACAGAGGUGUCCCAUCAGAAUAAUCACUGGAAGCCUCAUCUUACUGAACCUAAAACUCCUCUUCUUCACACUACUUUGAGAGCCCGACCUCCAAAGGUGAAAAGUUCUCUUGAGCUUGAAAAAGAGGAACUUGAAAAGAUCCCUAAAUUUAAGGCCAGGCCUUUGAAUAAGAAGCUUUCAUUAAACUCGGAACCUCACAUUGCCAAUCCAGUUCCAAGAAACACACUACCAAAUCCAUUCCAUCUCCACACUGAGGAAAGGGGGGCUAAAAAGGAUAGGAAAUUUGUACUGGACCUUAUCCUGAAGCGGGUGGAGGAGGAAAGGGCCAGGAUUCCAAAGGCUAAUCCAUAUCCUUACACUACCGACUACCGCGUGGUUCCUCCUAAACCAGAGCCAAAACCAUGCACAAAACCAGAACCUUUCCAGUUGGAGAGUCUAGUGAGACACGAGGAGGAAAUGCAAAGGGAAGUGGAAGAAAGACAGAGGCUUGAGAAAGAAGAGGCCAAUAUGAGGAUAUUCAAAGCACAGCCAGUCAUAAAAGAGGACCCAAUUCCACUACCAGAGAAAGUGCGGAAACCCGUUACACAAGUUGACCAAUUUAGUCUCCAUACAGAUAACAGGGCUGUGGAUAGGGCAAAAUUUCAUCACAAGUUGAAGGUGAAAGAACAAUUAUACAAGAGAUACAGGGAGGAAAGUGAAGCUGCAAGAAUGAUAGAGGAAGAGAAGGCACUAAAACAAUUAAGGAGAACAAUGGUUCCUCAUGCAAGGCCUGUGCCAAGCUUUGACCAUCCAUUCUGCCCCAAGAAAUCUUCCAGGGAAACCACAAAAGCAAAGUCACCAAAUUUGCGGGUGCUUCGAAGAAAAGAAAGGCAGAGGAUGAUGAUAAAUAAUGCAGUUUCCAGCCCCGCUUCAUGUAUGAGGUGAUCCUGCUGCUGUUGAUGGACAGGCUGCUGUCCAAGAACUCUUGAACCUUCUUCAAGAACUGUUGUGCUGCUACAACAGUUUUGCAGCGAAUGUUAUUGGAAUAUAAAAGUUGUAGGCUCAACUUUCUGUUCAUUAAUGAAGAAAAUUCUUGGUCAAUUUAUUCCUCAAA
Molecule: messenger RNA, 3111 nt
Organism: Manihot esculenta (cassava)
Lineage: Eukaryota; Viridiplantae; Streptophyta; Magnoliopsida; Malpighiales; Euphorbiaceae
Product: probable serine/threonine-protein kinase At1g54610
Exons: 15
Coding region: 234-2942 (902 amino acids)
Biological process (GO): positive regulation of transcription elongation by RNA polymerase II; protein phosphorylation
Cellular component (GO): nucleus; cyclin-dependent protein kinase holoenzyme complex
Molecular function (GO): RNA polymerase II CTD heptapeptide repeat kinase activity; ATP binding; cyclin-dependent protein serine/threonine kinase activity
Source: RefSeq, a predicted model, not a curated record